Symbiodinium sp. CCMP2592 is the source of this 534-nucleotide messenger RNA. The record is from the annotation of a GenBank genome assembly. Lineage: Eukaryota; Dinophyceae; Suessiales; Symbiodiniaceae.
GUCGACCCUUUCCAGGCACCCACGAAGGAGGUCUUGGCCAAAGCCGAGGAGGACGUGAACCGCAUCUAUCGGCAGUUCUCCAGCUUCGUGAAAGGCAACCGCCCAAAUCUCACGAUUGAGGAGAUCAAAGACGACAUAGAAGUUGCCACUGGCGAAGUGUGGUUUGGGGCCGAUGCGCUGGAAAAGGGCUUGGUGGACGAGCUCCAGACCUCCUCGGAGUAUUUGCUCUCGCUGAUGACGCAGGGCCACGAGGUGCUGAGCUUGACUUACAUGCAGAGUCGUUCCGGCCUUGGGAGUCUGGUGGGUGCGCUAGGCCCGGUAGGCUCAGAGUUGGCCAGCGCGUCAGAGUUGGCCCAAGUCUUGCGGCAAUCGGCCGAUCCGGGAUCCCUCUCGGAGUCAGAGGCACUGCAGGCACUCAAGGUCGCGGGGGCGAAGCUCCUAAGUGACUCGACUCAGACUUGGCCGCCCUCUCUUCCAGAGCCACGUGUGCAAGCCCGGGGGCCCUUGGGAUCUUUCGGAGACCGUGGUUUCUAA